Notothenia coriiceps (black rockcod) is the source of this 770-nucleotide messenger RNA. RefSeq names its product dickkopf WNT signaling pathway inhibitor 3b (gene dkk3b). The record is from RefSeq and is a predicted model, not a curated record. The transcript is spliced from 5 exons. Gene Ontology annotation, biological process: negative regulation of canonical Wnt signaling pathway; multicellular organism development. Gene Ontology annotation, molecular function: receptor antagonist activity; co-receptor binding. The annotation marks the transcript as partial. NCBI's taxonomy places the organism in Eukaryota, Metazoa, Chordata, Actinopteri, Perciformes, Nototheniidae. Gene Ontology annotation, cellular component: extracellular region.
AACUUUUCCAUGCCAUUAAACCGGAUUCUUCCAAGUUUAUAAGCCCAACAUCACGCCUCAGAGUUUCCAAAUAAAACGUCCGCAGCUGUGUGCCCUCAGUGCGUCACUGCUCUUUGCUCAGUGGACCGGCACACAGACAGGAGAGAUGUCCGGGAUCAGGCUGCUGCUUCUGGUCUCUCUGUCCCUGAGCCUGUGGGUCCGGAGCGGGGCUGAGAUCCUGCCGGGAGCCCUGCAGCAUGGCCCGGCCAGCCUGAACGACAUGUUCCGGGAGGUGGAGGAGCUGAUGGAGGACACGCAGCACAUCCUGGAGGAGGCUGUGGAUCAGAUAACUACUGAGAGUGCUAAAUCAUCUUCAACCUUCCUGGAUCUGCAUACUAACCCCCACGAUGAGACGAGGAAGAUGACAAAGGAUGAAGACCGACUGCUUCAGGUCCUGGAUGGAGCUGACAACAGGACUAAUAAUGAAACAGGAGACAUUCAUCUUUUACAAAUCCACAUGGAGAUGUCUGGCCCUUGGAACUCGGGGUAUCACGAGUGCAUGGUGGAUGAGGACUGUGGGGCCCUUAAAUACUGCCUGUAUGGGAUCCAGAGCUCUAAGUGCCUCCCCUGCAUCCCCACAGAUAUGCCCUGCACUAAGGAUGAGGAGUGUUGCUCAGAUCAGAUGUGUGUGUGGGGCCAGUGUACAGUGAACGCCACCUCCGGAGAAGAGGGGACCAUCUGUCAGGGUCAGAGCGACUGCAGCCCCCCCCUCUGCUGCGCCUUCCAGAGAG